AUAACAAAACGCAGAGAAUCUGAAACCAAGUCUGUACCAUCUGCAGCCAACAAGAAAGGUACCUUAGAUAUGGAUAUGAGUGGAAACAAGGAUAAGCAGUCAGUGAAGAUGUCUGAAGAGAUCAACAGGAAGAAACAAUAUCAAAGAGAAACUGAAAGGCUGCUUGACAGACUUCACCUUCAAGACAAACAUCAAGACAAGUUGUCACCAGCAGAUUUUCUUAGAAUAGGUCCACCUGUGAAACAGGACCAUGACACAUCUGAGAAAGAACUAGCUCAUACUUUUCUUCAGAGGUUGAUGAUGUUAGACUACAGAGCCAGAUAUAUUCCUGUAAGACAAGACAGUCCUGAGGUGAGCCAGUCAAAGCCUGUUCCAGAGUUUGACACUGUUGAGACAGACGACGAUGACUUAGAUGCUUUUUUCUGCACCAGUGUGGACUCUGAUCAAUCAAAACAGACUCAUGUGCAUCCUAUGGACGUUCAAAUGGCAGUAUUUCACUGCUCAGACAGUUUCCUUAAGCAGAACGUGAUUACAAAGCUAUCACAAUGUCAGUACGCCUUACCUUUGCUUGUUCCUGACCCAGUCACAAUGGAAAUUGAUUGUCCUCUGUGGACAUUCAGACAAAUAAUAAAAACAUGGAAGAUAACUCAAAUCAAAGAUAAUUCAAACAUUGUCACCACGAAGACUAUGCCCAUCUGCAAAGCUGAGACACCCAUGGUGUCAUUUUUCCGCCUGGGUUCACCAUCACUGUCUAAAUCUCAGCUGAUGAACACUUUGAUCAACGACCGUCACAGCACCUUCUUCCACAGAAACUGCCCAGGUAGCACCAAGUCUCGCCAUCUGAUGGAUGGUGUGGCAGAGAUCGCCUGGUACUGCCCUGCUGGAAAACCCAGUGAUGCCUUCACUGACUGCAUUGCCUUCUGUAAUCUUCAUGGUGAUGCUCUGUCGAUUGAAAAACAGCGUGAAAUACUGAUGGAAAAAUCUUCAGUCAAUGUUGUUCUUGUAUCAACUCCGGAAAAAGGUGACAAAAGUACUGCAGUUAUCUCAGACCUGUACAAGUCUCAAAAGCCCCUCAUUUGUCUCAUUGUUGAUAGUGACCGUGGUGCAGUUCAGAUGAAAAAGGGACAAUACAAAAUGGGUCUAAAAGACAGAAGCCACUCAGAUGUGUCUGAAGAACUGAAAGGAAUCAUUGCAAACAUUUUGUCUGGACCACAUGCAUCCUUCCAGCUAGAAACCAUGGCUGAGGUCUCUGGAAUCAGAGUGGAUGAAGAUGACAAAGUCUGCCAAAAAGGGAAAUCUGCUGCUAUGAAAAUAGUGAAUUUGCUUCAGGGGAUGGAUGUCUCAAAGAUCAAAGAUACAUUUCUCCCUUGUCAAGGCCAACUGUGGCAUGAGUGGUGCAGAAUAAACAAAGAACUGUAUCACCUCAAAGGACACAUUGAGAAUGAGAAAUGUAAAAAGCAACAGGAAUUAAAGCAAAUACGACAAGCUCAAUGCACUGCUUCCUGUAGUGAGCUGAUGAAGUUGUUCAUUGAAAGCCUCUCAUCUUUGCCAUCAACAGACAAAGAGUAUUUCCUGAAAUGGACUCAGAUCUUAAUAGAUUCGCUCUCCACAGAUUGUCUCUCUCUUAUUCUCCAAAGCUAUGAUGAAAAGUGGUCUGAGAUCUUAGCUUUGAAGAAGAAGCAUGACAAAUCUGAUCAGCUAAAAAAGAAACAAACUGAGCUCGAUCAAAUAUCAACAAAGUUACAGUCAGCAACUUUUGGCUUGGAGCACAUCUUUAGAGAAAUGGGACAGAUCUAUGAAGCCCAUGACACUCUGCAGAAACGAACAAAGAGGGGACAGACUGACUGGUCUAAAUACCCUGAGCUGGCUGCAGAGCUGAUGAUAUCAGGACACCCAAUGGAGCUGAUGGAUGGUGAUGCAGGUCAUGUGCCUUUAACAUGGAUCUCUAGUCUUUUAGAUGAAGUCAUCAAGAAAAUGGGCGACAAGAGAGUUUUUGUUUUGUCAAUUUUAGGCGUACAAAGCAGUGGAAAAUCCACAAUGCUGAAUGCCAUGUUUGGAUUACAGUUUGCAGUGAGUGCUGGCAGGUGCACCAGGGGUGCCUUCAUGCAGCUGGUUAAAGUGUCAGAGGAGAUCAAGGCAGACUUUCAGUUUGACUACAUUCUGGUGGUGGACACUGAAGGACUGCGUGCUCUUGAGUUGGAAGGUAACGGCACUCUUCACCACGACAAUGAACUGGCACCAUUUGUUGUUGGUCUGGGAAACACGACAUUGAUCAACAUCUUUGGAGAGAAUCCAGCUGAGAUGCAAGAUGUUCUGCAGAUUGUUGUUCAGGCUUUCAUGAGGAUGAAGAAAGUUAAACUUUCUCCAAGUUGUGUGUUUGUUCACCAGAAUGUUGCAGAUAUUGCAGCUGCAGAGAAAAACAUGGAUGGAAAGAGACGCCUGCAAGAAAAACUGGACCAGAUGGCCAAACUAGCAGCCAAAGAGGAGGUGUGUGAUGCAGAGUGCUUCAGUGACGUCAUUGCAUUUGAUGUGCAGAAAGAUGUGAAAUACUUUGCCCAACUAUGGGAGGGAAGUCCACCUAUGGCUCCUCCAAAUCCAGGUUAUAGUGACAGCGUCCAAGAGCUGAAGAGCAUCAUCCUCUCUAAAGCUUCACAGUCUGCUGGGAUUACUCUCUCACAGUUCAAAACUAAAAUUCAGGACUUGUGGAAUGCCCUGUUGAACGAAAACUUUGUUUUCAGUUUCAAAAACGCGCUUGAAUUUGCAGUGUACAGAAAACUUGAGGUCCAGUAUGGGAACUGGACCUGGGCCCUGAGGAGCAACAUGUUGACCAUUGAAAACCAGCUUUAUACCAGAAUUGAAAAUGGAAAACUUGACAAGGUCGAGCUCAGUUAUCUUUCUCAAGAAAUGAGCAAAACAUAUGGAGAAAUCAAAAAAGGUAUGACAACGUACUUUGAGGACGACAGAGACAAAGAAAUGUUGGUUCAGUGGCGCGGCCGAUUUGAGAUCAAAAUCAAGGAGUUUCAUGAUGAACAAGUGAGAGGAGUUAAAAGAAAACUGGAUGAAGUUAUCCAGCAGAAGAAUGCUCGUAAAAAGCUAGAUGAUAAAAAGACAGAGUUUGAGAAGAAGCUGCUACAAAAGAGCAAAGAGCUCGCUCAUCAGUUAAAAGACAAGGCAAAAGAUGAAGAGGAACUUAAAAAGCACUUCGACUCUGUCUGGAGUGGCUGGGUUAGUGAACUAACUGCAAAGACAAAACCUAUUGAUGAUAUCAACUUGAAAGAUGAUCAGUCAACGAUCCUUCAAGAGCUUGGUUUUGAAUGGUCUCUUAUACAUGAAUGCAAAAGCAGUGGCAGCUACAAACACAUAUCAGAGGUAGGUGAUUACAGUCAUUAUGUAUCCUUCACCAAGCACCAAGAGCUCUGUGAGGGGAGCACAAGUUGGAAGAGAAAAGGUUUAAAUGCUUUAAGCAAAGUCACUGAAUUCAUUCCAGGAAUGAAUCAUUGUAAUUAUUAUUAUUAUUGUUUUCAGCAUGAAGAACAGCAACUGAUCAGAUCCCUCAUUGACGAUGUUGAAAAACUGUCCCUUGAUGCAAUCAAAAGCAAGCCUGUAGCUGCAAGAGGCUACAGUCCAACUUACUUGCUUGAAGUGGCCAACAGUGUAAAAGAAAAAGUGACAGAGUUUGAAUCUAAGAGGAAAUAUGCUCUGAAGAAGGAGUUCACAGUUGAUCUCUUACUGUAUGUGUUUCAGAGAGCAGAGUGGUGGCUUUCAGAGUCCCACAAGGAAUUCAAAAUGAACAAUGACGCACUCACUUAUUUAGAAACCAAGAAAAUGCAAUAUUACAACGUUUUCAGAAGUUUCUGCUAAGGAAGCUCAUCAGCUGUUGUGCUUGGAGAACUGAUCUGUGAAAAACUGAAGGUUUCCACUGUUGAGGCUGUCUGUAACAAGACUGCCAUUGAUCUCACUGAGACUAAAAGAUAAAGGGGGGGGUUGAGAGACAUAAAUUAUCAACCUUUAUACAAUAAGGAAUGGAAGACACAUUUCUUUGUUAACCUGUUGGACUAAUUUCUUAAUUUCUAAAAAUCAGUAUUGUCUGUUUGUAUUCUUGUAGGUCUUAAAUCUCUACAUCAUUUUAAAUUGAGUCAUGUUAACGAAGACAUCGACCAUAACUGAUGAUGGAUGCUUUAUGUUUCUGAAGUAUCUGAAGUGUUCAGCUGUGUUUUGUUUUUCUCAUUUCAACCAAUAUGCUGUUAAAUCCACGAGCAUGAGUUUUGCUGUUUUGUUUAUUUAGAAUCUCGGUGUGUGCUUUACUGAUGUAAACAACGUAAGUCGUAGAGAAAGAAGCCUGUUGAGUU
Siniperca chuatsi (mandarin fish) is the source of this 4349-nucleotide messenger RNA. Its product is annotated as interferon-induced very large GTPase 1-like. Gene Ontology annotation, molecular function: GTP binding. The transcript has 4 exons. The record is from RefSeq and is a predicted model, not a curated record. NCBI's taxonomy places the organism in Eukaryota, Metazoa, Chordata, Actinopteri, Centrarchiformes, Sinipercidae.